UUAAAAAAUUAAUCUAUUUUUUAAAUAUAUUACUUUUAUUGAUAUUAAAUCCCAAAAGUUGCCCUAUUACCCUUAAAAGUUUUUUCUCUGUCUGAACUCUGAAUCUCCGAAGACGAAGAGAAUUAAAAGCAUCAACAAGCCUGAGAACGCGGACAAAUCAUCUUUAUGCACGGCUUUUUUGGCACUCUCAGACAUGGAACUCUCUCUCACCUUCCAAUACCAACCACCAAAACUACCUCAGUUUCGCCGGAGCUCUCAUUAUUUGAUCGGAGAUACAAGAAUUUGUCAAGUGUCCAAUUUUUCUCGACGAGCGAGUAGAAAUUUAACGGUUUUGACUCCAAAGACUUGCGGAGCGAUCGUUGCGAAGAAGAAAUCGACGAUCGAAAGCUUGAGUGAGGAGAUGAACUCAAUUGCCUCGCAGAAUAUGGACUUUGCACCUGCUCGUCGUCGGGUUCGAUCAGCUUUCAUGGAUGUGCAGCAAAAGCUCGACCACAUCUUGUUUAAGACGGUUCCACCUGGGAUAAGGACAGAGGAGUGGUAUGAACGAAACUCAAGAGGCCUGGAAAUUUUCUGCAAGAGCUGGUUGCCCAAGGAGAGUGUUCAAAUUAAGGGUGCUCUUUUUUUCUGCCACGGAUAUGGUAGUACUUGCACAUUCUUCUUCGAGGGGAUUGCAAAGAGAAUCGCUUCUUCUGGGUAUGGAGUUUAUGCACUGGACUACCCGGGCUUCGGCCUCUCUGAAGGACUGCAUGGUUAUAUCCCAGAUUUUGACGAAUUAGUGGAUGAUGUCAUUGAACGUUACAGAAACAUCAAAGGAAGGCCAGAAUUGAAUGGGUUGCCUCACUUCAUCUUGGGACAGUCCAUGGGAGGAGCUGUUUCUCUCAAGGUUCAUCUGAAGCAACCAGAUGAAUGGGAUGGAGUUGUUCUUGUUGCCCCAAUGUGCAAAAUUGCAGAGGAUGUGAUGCCACCACCAGCAGUUUUAAAGAUACUAACUUUUAUGUCUAAAGUUAUUCCUGAGGCAAAGCUCUUCCCAGAGAAAGAUAUAGCAGAUCUGUCAUUCAGAGACUCAAGGAAAAGGAAAAUGGCUGCAUAUAAUGUGAUUGCAUACUCUGAUCAAAUGCGACUGAAGAAUGCAGUUGAACUUUUGAAGGCCACAAAAGAUAUUGAGUCACAGGUGGAGAAGGUUUCAUCCCCAUUGCUUGUUCUUCAUGGAGAUGCAGACAAGGUGACAGAUCCAUUAGUGAGCAAGUUUCUUUAUGAGAAGGCUUCCAGUAAGGACAAAACCCUAAAGCUCUAUGAAGAAGGUUACCAUUCCAUUCUGGAAGGGGAACCAGAUGAUAGGAUUCUUAACAUCCUAGAUGAUAUUGUCUCGUGGCUUGACUCUAGAUGUGCAGUCAAGUAGAAUUGGUGUCUGCUUUGAUCGUUUGAGAUCCUUGAUCCACUGCUUUAUUCUGUUCUACCGUCAUUCCUUUAUAUCUGUUUCUUGUAUUAUUGCCCAGAAACUUGGUGGGAAAUGGAUUUUGGAGACAAAACCAUAAUAAAUGCAGAAGGCACAAUUUUUCAAA
Messenger RNA from Nelumbo nucifera (sacred lotus), 1562 nucleotides. RefSeq names its product caffeoylshikimate esterase-like. Lineage: Eukaryota; Viridiplantae; Streptophyta; Magnoliopsida; Proteales; Nelumbonaceae. The record is from RefSeq and is a predicted model, not a curated record.